GAAGGUGGUGUCGGCUGGGGGUUGCUGGGGUUUGGGGCUCUGCAUUUGGUCCCCAGGGGAUGUGGAGAGCUGGCAGCAUGUCUGCAGAGCUGGGCGUCGGGGUCGCUCUGCGGGCAGUGAACGAGCGCGUGCAGCAGGCGGUGGCGCGGCGGCCGCGGGAUCUCCCAGCCAUCCAGCCCCGUCUAGUUGCAGUCAGCAAAACCAAGCCUGCAGACAUGGUGAUCGAGGCGUAUGGCCAUGGCCAGCGUACUUUCGGAGAGAACUAUGUUCAGGAACUGCUGGAAAAAGCAUCAAAUCCUAAAAUUCUGUCUUUGUGUCCUGAGAUCAAGUGGCACUUCAUUGGCCACCUACAGAAACAAAAUGUCAACAAAUUGAUGGCUGUCCCCAACCUCGCCAUGCUGGAAACAGUGGAUUCCAUGAAGUUGGCAGACAAAGUGAACAGUUCAUGGCAGAAAAAAGGUUCUCCUGAAAGAUUAAAGGUUAUGGUCCAGGUUAACACCAGUGGUGAGGAAAGUAAACAUGGCCUUAUGCCUUCAGAGACGUUAGCAGCAGUGGAACACAUAAAUGCCAAGUGCCCCAGCCUGGAAUUUGUGGGGCUGAUGACCAUAGGAAGCUUUGGGCACGACCUUAGUCAAGGACCAAAUCCGGACUUCCAGGUGUUAUUGUCUCUCCGGGAAGAGCUGUGUAAAAAGCUGAACAUCCCUGCCGACCAAGUUGAGCUGAGCAUGGGCAUGUCCAUGGACUUCCAGCAUGCAAUCGAAGUCGGAUCUACUAAUGUUCGAAUAGGAAGCACCAUUUUUGGAGAGCGAGAUUACUCAAAGAAACCUGGCCUGGACAAGUCCACAGCAGACCUGAAGGCUUCUGCAGAGGUGGCACAAGCACACUGAGCAGGAGCUCCCAGCUGGGCCCUGGCUGGGACUUCUAACUGUGCACUUCCCUGGGUUUUCAUUCUGACGUUCCCUAUGUUGCAGCACAACCACGCUCCCCUGUGACUUGGCGAGAGAGCAGUAAUGAUGUGUGCGUUGACACAGACCAUCUGGAUUAGUGUCUGGCAUAGGACUCUCACAUCUGGAUUUAAGAAAUCCAGACAUUUCUGUAGAACAGAUAUCAAGUCAGAAGCCCGGAAUUGACUUCAGUAUUGAAUGCAGCCUAGGAGCACCAAGCAAGCAACCCGUGAAUGCCUUGCCCAGGUUAAAAUUUGGUCACUGAGGCCUCUACUUACCAAAAUCAGAGUUCCCAUCUGUCAUCCACCUACUUAGAAUAUGCCCUGUGGUUGCCAGCUUCACACAAGCCCCUCCAAAACCAUCAUCUGUGCUGUUUUGGAAGGUGUUUCUGUUCCCAGUUUCUGUCCCACCCACUGAAUAUUUGUCUUACUCUGCAACAGCAGCACAGGUCACUUCAGGAGCUGAAGUUAACUCAAGUUAGUGCUCCAAAUCCAAAUUGUUAAUGAGAUGUUGUGUCAUUAGUCACCCUGUGGCACUGGCCCUGAAAAUUACAGGGGAAAAAUAAGUAGGACUUCGACCUCACUUGACAAGACUUGGAGCUGUUUUUUCUGUAGACCCUACAGUGAUCAGUAGUCAGUGAUGACAUUUCUCCUGCCAGUACUUUCUUUGUGGUGACUUCUCAUCAAGGAUGUAACUCCUCAGAAAUGGAAGAAUGAUUCAAAGCCAGUUCAGGCUUACAGUUUCAACAGAUCUGGUUUUGAGGUUUGUGUUCCCAAACCUGGGCACAUUAUUAGCCUUCCCCAACACCUCCACAAGCUGGAAUUUUGUAACUUCUUGAUACUUAAUAAACUAGCAAGAUCCUCGAAGGCCAGAAAGCACAAUUCUCAUAUAGUCACAGCAGAUUACUUCAGUCCAAGUGUUUAUUUUCUAGGUGGUUUUCCCUACUUAUUCAAGCCCCAGUCUUUAAUUAUAUGAAAUAACUUUGAACAUUAUGCUGCUGCUGAAUAUAAUUUUUUUUAAUUUAAACCAUUAUGAUUCCUGUACUGUUUGAAUCAGAGCUAUAGUUGUGAUAUUUCAGUGUCUAUUAAAUAAAAAUGUGAGUUUGAAUUAUACCAUCUGUGCCAAUUACAAAGCAAUUAA
Condylura cristata (star-nosed mole) is the source of this 2084-nucleotide messenger RNA. It is a transcript of the gene PLPBP, whose product is annotated as proline synthetase co-transcribed homolog (bacterial). Bases 60 to 887 code for a protein of 275 amino acids. The transcript is spliced from 8 exons. The record is from RefSeq and is a predicted model, not a curated record. Gene Ontology annotation, cellular component: intracellular anatomical structure. NCBI's taxonomy places the organism in Eukaryota, Metazoa, Chordata, Mammalia, Eulipotyphla, Talpidae. Gene Ontology annotation, molecular function: pyridoxal phosphate binding.